This is a messenger RNA of Mya arenaria, 2652 nucleotides long. RefSeq names its product parathyroid hormone/parathyroid hormone-related peptide receptor-like. Gene Ontology annotation, molecular function: peptide hormone binding; G protein-coupled peptide receptor activity. The record is from RefSeq and is a predicted model, not a curated record. Lineage: Eukaryota; Metazoa; Mollusca; Bivalvia; Myida; Myidae. Gene Ontology annotation, biological process: adenylate cyclase-modulating G protein-coupled receptor signaling pathway; cell surface receptor signaling pathway. The transcript is spliced from 13 exons. The coding region runs from base 167 to 1786 and encodes 539 amino acids. Gene Ontology annotation, cellular component: plasma membrane.
UUCAACUGUAACCCACGUUACCAUAGACAAAACUGACGAAGGUGAUUUGUGAAUAAACGACAACAAAAUAUUUAACGACGGGGUCAAUCGUAUAGUCACAUUAAGAAAUUGUCGGGUGAAUUUCCGACUACAAUUCUAGUGUAGGGGAUAACUUGAAAACGUCGCCAUGGAUACCAGAGUUAUAGCCUUGUCCUCGUUGAUCUUAGCCUCACAGACACAUCGCGUGAUGUCCGCCCUUGACCUCUGGCAUCUACGUAGGCCUGCCAAGGUUCACCUAAGCCUUGAAGAACAGAUGGGGAAACUCGCGCAGCGGCGGGAACAUUGUGAGGCAAAGAUAAUGGAACCUCCUCCGGGUCCAGGUCUAUACUGCAAUGCGACUUGGGACAACGCAAUGUGUUGGGAGUAUACGGAAGCCGGUACAAUCGUCGAACAACCCUGUCCUGACUACAUAAACGCGUUCAACAUCUACGGAUUUGCGACGCGCGAGUGUCUGAGCGACGGAACGUGGCGUCUCAAUCCCAAAUAUAAUAAAACUACAAGCGGAUGGACAAACUACAGUGGAUGUGCUGGACCAACUCCAAGUCCUCCCGUUGACUAUUCGCACCACUUUACCAAAAUUCAGCUGAUGUCUGAAGUGGGCUACGGGCUUUCUCUGGUCGCACUUAUCAUCGCCGUCCUGAUUAUGAUAGCAUCCAAACGUCUUCAUUACAAAAGUAACAUACUACACAUAAACCUAUUCUGUGCCUUCAUCCUUCGCGCUUCUGUUACGUUCAUCAAGACCCUUCUGUUUGUUGAUGACAUCGGCCUAGAGAAAGACAUAGUGAGAAAGAAAGGUGCCAUAGAGUUUGCCACUGAAGGAACGCACUGGGAGUGUAAGCUGGUCGUAACGUUGCUGGUAUAUGCGCUAUCUGCAAGUAUGAUGUGGAUCUUAAUGGAAGGACUCUACCUACACAUGCUGGUGUAUCGGACACUGCUAACAGAAAGGCAUGGGACAAGAUUAUACGUGAUACUUGGAUGGUUGACGCCGUUAACGUUCAUUGUUCCAUGGAUAUUCGUUCGAAUAUUUCUCGACGACGAAUUAUGCUGGAAUACAUAUAAAUAUGGCGAACAUAUAUGGCUGAUCAGGGGACCUUUGACAGCCUCAGUUUGUCUGAAUUUUAUAUUUUUCCUGAAUAUCGUUCGAGUUCUCUGCGUUCGGGCGAAAAUUGGCAGACAUGUGAAAAAUGACGCUCAACAAUUUAGGAAAACAGCUAAAUUUGUUUUAGUGCUUAUUCCACUGUUUGGAGUAAUUUAUAUAAUAUUUUCUGCGGUUCCCACCGGACUCAGCAUUCAAACGGAUAUCAUAUAUCUAUAUGGAGAAAUGUUCUACAACUCUUUCCAGGGCUUCCUGCUUGCAAUACUCUUCUGUUUCCUAAACGAGGAGGUCCACAAUGAAAUACGCCGCUUCUGGUAUCGACGGCGCUUCAAUGGAUUUAAUACGAGAACAAUCAUGCUGUCGUCCUGGCGAAAAGGGUCGAGCAGGAACCCACGUGAAACCCUCACGAGAGACACACGUGUGAUUGAAAAGUGUGCCAGUUCAGGUAGUUCAGGGGAAAAACCAGGCCGCAGCUCGUGUAAGAUAAACAAAAAUUGCCAAGAACACGUGACUUGGAAAAGUUCAAAACGUGAAGGCAAUGGACCCGCCUUUGUGAACACAUGUGUAACGUGGAAAAGUGACGAUUAUGACAGAGUAAAGGUGGACAACGCAACACAUUCAGCAACGGGUACCUCCGGCAUCGUGGUGUAAGGAUUUAGUGCUUGUGAUACUUUGUGAUGAGCCAUACAUAUACUUUGGUCAUAUACUAUUUGGAGAUAAUGUGUACACUUAAUAUAACUUUAAUUGUAAGUUCAUAUAUAUGUCUACUAUCGAUUACCAAGAUAAAAACAAUGAUAUUAAUGUAUGUAACAAAAGAAUAUUAAUCAGUAUAAUCAGUUUUUCUUUUUUCCUUUGAAAAAUUCACAAUUAUUAUGUAAAUUGAUUGGAAAUAUUUCGUCUACUUGGUGCAAAAUGUCGAGUAAAUUUGAUACAGUUUUUUUCUCUUAUAUCGCCGUUUGAAUACCUUGAGUGUGAGGUAUAUGCUACUUGAAGUUAUGUGUCCCAAUGAAAGCCUGUUAUCAAAUAUGGUCGUAAAACUUUAGACAAAUUGUCAUUUACUUGUUAAACUAUUUGAAAUACUAUUUUGCAAUUGGUCGAUUUUCACGUACAAAUGCUACUUUCAUUUUAAUAUUUUUUAUAAUGUUUGUUUAAGCAAACAAAAUUCCACAUCUUACAUUAAUUACAAAUUAUGUUGACAAAAUGUCAAUUUUUGAAAACUUAAUGUGAUCUGAAAAGUUAUAGUUAGAGAUUAUCAAUUAUAUUAUUUAGCACAGUAAAUUUAAUUUCAUUUUAAAUGUGUUAUAUCGGGUGUAUAAUUUACUCAAAUGAUACACGAGACAGUAUAAAAAACCAGUCCAUCGCAUCUCCUUUACAAAUAACAACAGUUACAGUACAUAUUUGACCCUAGCUGUCCAUGUUGUAUGUUUUUGAAUAAUCAUGAAAUGAUACUACUCAUUGAUUUAAAAUGAGUUAUGAAAUGAAUCUUACUUUGAAGUAAAUAAAUUCAAUGAUUUGUU